UGUGGGGGAUUGGCAUGUCUCAUUGUUGUGACCUUACUAACAAUGGAAACCCCUUACACCCUCACAACACACGGGGAAACUCUAACACCCAGAAACACAGAGGGAAGAGAGAGAAAGACAAAGUGUGAAACGUUUUAUGGGAUUCCUUAAAACUACAGGAAAGUAAGGAAGGCAUUAGGAAUAACACUGGCAACUGGAGACCCACCUGUGUUUGGCUGUUACACUGAGUGGGCGGCAUCUUAAAAGGGAAAGCGAAACUGAAAAGCAGGAUGAUCAAGGAAGCAUGAUGAAGCUAAAGUGAUCGAGGUUCAAAAGAAGAAUCCCAGAAGAGUAGUCAUUUUAUUUUCAUAAUUAAUGUUGAGUGGUUGCUGCAACUGACUUCAACAUUCAGGUUAUAGUUAAAAGAGCUGAGUGCUUAGAGUUGGUCACAUACUGAGUCAUUUUAUUGAAUCAUUGCAAAGUCAUUCCCUUUGCAAUGAUUCCAGUAGGGUUAUUAGUGCUGUUGGCUGUCAAGGUGUUUCUGGUUGGGUCCCAGACCUCAGAGCAGGCAACAAACCCUCCUAGUUCUACUGGAGAACAGCCACCUCUGGCUGAUGGUAAUCUGUCUUUCCCCUGGAGUCGCCUUCGCCUGCCAAGGUAUAUUGUUCCUCUUCACUACCACCUUCUCCUGCACCCUAACCUCACAACUCUCAGGUUCACGGGCUCAGUGCAGAUUCAGAUUGAUGUCCACAACAAUACAAACUGGGUUGUUUUACACAGCAAGGGUCUUCAAAUCUCCAAGGCCACAAUUUUAGAUCCUGACCUUGCUCAUGUAUCUGAUCAGGUUCUCCCAGUUCUUCACAACCCUUCCCACGAGCAAAUAGGCAUUUUUUCUCCCAGGGUUCUCAGCAGUGGGCAGAAGUAUUUCUUGUAUAUAGAGUUUGAAGCAGAGCUGGCAGAUGGAUUUUAUGGAUUCUAUAAGAGCACCUACAGAACCAGUGAAGGAGAGAUCAGAAACCUAGCUUCCACUCACUUUGAACCCACAAGCGCUCGAAUGGCAUUUCCUUGUUUCGACGAGCCAAGCUUCAAAGCCAAUUUCUCUGUGCGGAUCAGGAGGAGCCCAGAGUACAUUUCUCUCUCCAACAUGCCAGUAAUCAAAACUACACCACUGAGCGGCGAGCUUUUUGAAGAUCAGUUUGCCCCGAGCGUAACAAUGAGCACGUACCUUGUAGCUUUCAUCGUUUGUGACUUCAAGUCUGUCAGUGCAACAACAUCAUCAGGGGUCAAGGUCUCCAUCUAUGCUGCGCCUGAGAAGUGGAAGCAAACUCACUAUGCUUUGGAGGUUGCAGUUAAAAUGCUGGACUUCUAUGAGGAGUACUUCAACAUUCGCUAUCCUUUACCCAAACAAGAUCUAAUUGCCAUCCCAGAUUUUCAGGUUGGCGCAAUGGAGAACUGGGGCCUGACUACCUAUAGAGAGACCAGCCUUCUCUAUGAGCCCCUCACGUCCUCCAUCUCUGAUAAACUCUGGGUUACAAUGGUCAUUGGACAUGAACUUGCCCAUCAGUGGUUUGGGAACUUGGUGACCAUGGAUUGGUGGAACGACAUCUGGCUAAAUGAAGGAUUUGCUAGAUACAUGGAAUACAUUUCAGUGGAGGCCACUUACCCUGAUCUCCAAGUUGAAGAGUAUCAACUGCACACAUGUUUUGCAGCAUUUGGUCUUGAUUCAUUGAACUCCUCCCGGCCUAUAUCCAGCCCUGCAGAGAGCACCACUCAGAUUGAAGAGAUGUUUGACACAGUUUCCUAUGACAAGGGAGCAUGUGUCCUCCACAUGCUAAGGCAUUUUCUGACUGAAGAGGUGUUUCAGGGCGGGACUGUGCGAUACCUACGCAAGUACAGCUACGGAAAUGCUAACAAUCAGGACCUGUGGGACAGCCUGUCAAAUACAUGCUCAGAAGAUGACUUCACCUCAGGAAAACAUUGUUACAGCAGUGACCAGGCCUCUAAGAAUGCAUAUCUGUUUGCAGGGGAACACCUGAACCUGACAGCCAUGAUGAACACUUGGACUCUACAGAAAGGGAUUCCUUUGGUUACUGUGAGCAGAAAAGGGCCCCGACUGCUGCUUAGGCAGAAUCGGUUCUUGAGGACGGUUCUUCCCUCUGAUCCUCAGUGGGCUGCUGUGCAACAAGGUUUCCUUUGGCAUAUUCCUCUGACAUAUAAGACUGACACGUCCAACACCAUCCACAGACAUCUGAUGACUUCUCCCACAGACAGCAUACACAUCGGAGAAGAAGUUAGUUGGGUGAAAGUGAAUUCUGAUAUGACUGGUUAUUAUGUGGUUCAUUAUGCUGAUGAUGGCUGGGAUGUGAUAGUAAAAUUACUGAGGGAAAACCACACUGCUCUGAGCUACAAGGACAGGACCCACUUGAUACACAAUGCAUUUCAGCUGGUCACGGCGGGCCAUCUCAAACUUACCAAAGCCUUGGAAUUGAUUGGUUAUGUACAACUAGAGAAACACACAGUACCACUCCUUGAAGGACUGGGAUAUCUGCAGUUUUUUUACCACAUGACUGAGAGGAUGGAUGAGCCCCUUUUAACAAUGAACCUGGGAAAGUACAUCCUGCAGUUUUUCGGAGCUGUCAUUGACCAGCAGACAUGGAGUGACAGCGGCACUGUGUCUGAGCGACGUCUGAGGUCGGAGGUCCUGUCUCUGGCCUGUCACCUGGAAUACCCGCCUUGUCUGGAGCGUGCAAAUCAACUCUUUAAAGACUGGCUCCAUUCCAAUGGAACAUUGAACUUACCUACUGAUGUGGCAGAGACAGUGUUCGCCGUAGGAGCGCAGGAUGAACACGGCUGGACAUCCCUUUUAAACACGUACAAGAUUUCCCUUUCUGAUGCCCAAAAAGACAAGAUCCUCUCUGCUUUGACAAGCAGCAAAAGCAAGGACAAACUGCACAGACUGUUGGCAAUGGGUCUGGAAGGAAACGUAAUCCGAUCACAGGACCUCUCCCAUCUUAUUUUGAUGAUCUCCAGAAACGCAAGAGGACAUCACCUGGCCUGGAAUUUUGUCAAAAAGAACUGGGACACACUGGUUGAGAAGUUCCAGUUAGGCUCAUUUUGCAUCAGAAACAUCAUUAUGGGAACAACAGGAAAAUUUUCAUCUCCAGAGGAGCUCACAGAUGUGCAGCAGUUUUUUGAAACCAUUAAAGAGCAGGCCUCUCAGCUGAGAGCAACACAGCUUGCUUUGGACAACGUGCACAAAAAUAUUCGUUGGGUUCAGAGGAACUUGGAAUCACUGAGAAUCUGGGUGAAUGAGCAAAUGAAAUGACAGACAGCAAAAAGACAGGAACAAGGUUGUUAUAAAAACACAAAAUGGACAUUUUACAAAUUACUGUGAGUGUGUCAUUUGUGUGGCUUUGUUUUUUUUUUUUUUUACAUGAAAUAGGGAAAUAAUGUGAUUGAUAAAAAUUGGGGAUGGGAGGUUGAGAACUUUGUUGUCAUUUUGCAUCUGUAUGACAGAGAGAAACCAAGUUGAUAAUAAAUUCACUUUACCUCCUUGCACCUUUGUUUAUAUUGUGUUAGCUUCCGUAUUUGGUUGUAAAUAUCAU
Messenger RNA from Cyprinodon variegatus (sheepshead minnow), 3584 nucleotides. It is a transcript of the gene erap2, whose product is annotated as endoplasmic reticulum aminopeptidase 2. Gene Ontology annotation, biological process: proteolysis; peptide catabolic process. Gene Ontology annotation, cellular component: cytoplasm. Lineage: Eukaryota; Metazoa; Chordata; Actinopteri; Cyprinodontiformes; Cyprinodontidae. The record is from RefSeq and is a predicted model, not a curated record. The transcript has 22 exons. The coding region runs from base 476 to 3304 and encodes 942 amino acids. Gene Ontology annotation, molecular function: metalloaminopeptidase activity; peptide binding; zinc ion binding.